GUACUUCAUAUGUGCUAAAAACAAAUAUGUGUGUAUGCUAUAAAAAAGAUUUAUAGUAAACGGUAUUCUACCGAGACCCUUUAAAUAUACACGAGCCGGCGGCUGUCGGUCUCUUUCAACUCGAACUGCUUUGCGACUUAGACGUCUUUUAUCAACAGCUCCGAAAUCUACCAUCGUGUGGUUUAAUUAUCAAAAGUCGGUUCCCGGUAAUUGCUCAGUUCACCUCAGUAAAACCUAUUCGCGGAUAUAAAAGUUGGCGACGAGAAAAGUGAACGUAAAAUAGUGCGCGUGUGAAAACGAAACAAAAAUCGCGAAUUUCGCUGGUGUGAACUCUAGCCGGACAGUGGUUGUGUUUUCCCCCUUGGUGAAAGUGGGCUGUGUGAGAACAAACCAGCGGCGGCGAAUUCACCGUAGUGCCGACAACAGCCGAUUGCAUCAGCCAGUCUCACUCUGGGACCGUAUCAGCAGCAGCAGAUUUCGUGAUACGAACAAAACGCCGAAUCUCCUGCAUUUUUCGGACCGCCGGCGGUAGCAGAUUACAGCAAGCGGAUAAAGUGUUCGUUGGUCACAUUGUGUCGACGCUGCAGCGGCGGAUUAGCCAUCCAGGGAAGGCUGCGAAUUGCCGGUCGACGACGCUACGGAUUUCGUUGGUGGCGGUAGGAAUUAUUUGUAACCCGCGAAGGGCGUUUCGCAGAAGCGGUAGAGGUGUAGAAGUCCAUCGGUACGGCUCGGCAUUUUUGCAGCUGUUAGGCCGUUUCGUAGUGUGAAGACUCGUUCCGUCUGGAAGUUGAUUGUUGCUGACUGGCCGUGACGUUUGCGGUGACGAUUUCGUUGAUCAAAGCCCGGACUACCGGACGAUUUUCCUUCCUCUUGCUGGAGUGUGCGUCCGUCGUGACCUUUCUGGUGAAGUUGCCAGGUACCGGAAAUAGGUCGAAUCGCCUUUGAAACGAUGUCUCACGUUGCGCCAAAUAUUGAUCCGUACCGCAAAGGACAAUCGUUUGCGUCAUGGUUCAAGCGCCUAGGAUACCAUUUUCGCGUGAAUAAAGUAGAAGAAGCGGACAGAAAGGAUCAAAUGUUCUUACUUGGAGGAGAUUUUUUGUUCGAGGUAGCUCAGAGCUUGUACCUUAGUGAUGAGUUACUCGAUGCAGCACCUUAUCAUGAAUUGAUCGAAAAGCUGAAACAAAAACUGGAUAAAACGGAUUCCGCGUUAAUCCAACGUUACAAAUUUGGCUCCAGGGUUCAACAACCUGGUGAGACAGCCAGUGAUUUUGUUUUUUCGCUGAAACUCCAAGCGGAAUACUGCAAUUUUAAGAACGACAAGCAGGACCGCAUAGUAGAUCGCAUUUUGAUUGGUUUGUCGGAUGACAAUUUAAAACAGAAGUUAUUGGCUGAGGAUAGCGAAAAACUUAACUUGGCUCAGGUUGAGAAGAUGGUGACAACAUGGGAAAUGGCUACUUCCAAUGCGAGAGCAUUGACACAGGACGGUUCCUUAGGGCAAAUUGCUUCCAUUGUUGGUGGGCGAGGAGCUCUCUUGCAGCGUGUAAAACAGUUAGCUCAAAACCGAGGACCAGUCAAAAGUCGACUAGGUUUCAAUCCUCCGUCCGUUUCUCCUGUACGAGGUAGUCAGCCUAGCGCAAAUUCCUAUGGCUACAACGAUUGUAGAAACCAUACUUCACAAUCCAGACAGUCCAAGCAAGUGCGAUUCCAAGAACAUCGGAACAGAUACCAGGGUGCAAGCAAUCAGCGAGCGGAUAGCAGAACCGGUAGGCAGCUGGUCUUCGAUCAAAGGGUGUGCAGCUAUUGUGGGGUAGUUGGACACGUCCGAAGGAAGUGUUUCAAGUUGAAACAGUAUAAGAAAGACCCGAUCAACAACGUGAAUAUGGAGGAGCCUGAGACUAGUACCUUGUCCAGUAUGAUGAAUCGUAUUUCCUGGGACGAAAAGAGUGAUGAUUCUGAUAAAGAUUACGAUUGGAAGCGGUAUAAUCACCACGGCGCACCGAACUCAAGUUAAGCUCAUAGACGAUGCGGACGGCCGUGCGCGAAGAAGGAUGGUGGUGCAUGUCGAUCGCACUGUCGAUAAUCCUGGUCCAUCACUGCCAUCAUCACCGUUACCAUCAACAUCAACACCACGAGAAACGAGUCACGAGGAAGAGCCGAGCGAGGAGCCUUUCCGGGGUUUCCCGGAGUGCGAAUUGCGCGGUGUCGAAUCUCAAGUUGUUAAGCCGAAUCGAAAGCGGAAGUCUGAUGCCAACCUGGUGCUCGAUGGCUUGCCGAGGCGGUCGAAGAGAACAAGAAGAACUAAUCAUAAAAGUGAAUUCGAAUAUUUUUAAUGUUAAAUGAUCCAAUGAACUGUUUGUUAAAAUUAUCGAUAAAAUGAAAUUUUGUAAAAUAAUAGAUAAGCUAUUAGCUCGAAAAAAGGAAGGACUAAUAUGUACUUCAUAUGUGCUAAAAACAAAUAUGUGUGUAUGCUAUAAAAAAGAUUUAUAGUAAACGGUAUUCUACCGAGA
Messenger RNA from Aedes albopictus (Asian tiger mosquito), 2507 nucleotides. RefSeq lists its product as uncharacterized. Bases 950 to 2011 code for a protein of 353 amino acids. Gene Ontology annotation, molecular function: zinc ion binding; nucleic acid binding. NCBI's taxonomy places the organism in Eukaryota, Metazoa, Arthropoda, Insecta, Diptera, Culicidae. The transcript is spliced from 2 exons. The record is from RefSeq and is a predicted model, not a curated record.